AUGCAGAGGUCCUCUUCAAUUUUAAAACAAUCUAAAGUAGAAAAUGAUAUAGUUGCAAGAGAAGUUUUGCAUUAUAAAAAGACGGAUAAAUUUCCAGAGUAUACCCCCUUAAAAAAUUUUCCUAAUGCUACAUCUUCAAAUUGUAACUCUACAUCAUUCUCAAUAACUAGUAAACUUCUUUUGAUUAUUAUGAUUUUAUCUCUAAUUAUGUUUGGAGCUAUUUUACACCGUAUUUUCAUAACUCUGAGCUUUUCUAGCAAAAAUGAAAUUGUACAACAACAGGAAAAUGUUAAGGAAGAAAAUAUUAUACCUGAAAAUUCAGUAUCAGAUGAUAAAAUAAAAGAUAAUGAAGUUAUAUCUGCUAAUGAAUUUGAAUUAAAUACAAAAUACCAAGAAGAAGAAGAACCUAUUUGGAAAUCUUAUCAUAUGCUUCGUAAAAAGUAUGCAAAUACUGAAAAUGAUGAAAGUAUUAAGAGACGGUUGAAGAAUUUACGAAGACGAUAUAAAUAUUAUGAGAUGGAAAAUAGACAAAAUAUACCUAAUACUAAUAUAUAUAAGACUCUAAAGAUAUCAUCUAAUAAGGAUAAUUUAUCUAAUCCUAUAUAUGAAGUUAGUCAGAUAGAUAAACAGAAAAAUCGUUCUUCAGUUGUUUAUAAGGGAUUUAGAGGGAUUAAGGAUGAAUCUAUUCAAUCCAAUGAAUAUAAUUUCAUUUAG
Messenger RNA from Cryptosporidium muris RN66, 714 nucleotides. RefSeq lists its product as uncharacterized. The transcript is spliced from 3 exons. Bases 1 to 714 code for a protein of 237 amino acids. NCBI's taxonomy places the organism in Eukaryota, Apicomplexa, Conoidasida, Eucoccidiorida, Cryptosporidiidae. The record is from RefSeq and is a predicted model, not a curated record.